AUGCCCUUACCCUUUAAAUUUGAGGGGAAGCGCGUGGUGGUGUUGCAGUGGGUGGUGGCGGCGGCGGCGGCUUCGGCGGAGGUGGUUGUUCUACCGUGUGUUAAUCAAGUUGAGAAUUUUCAGGAUUUGGUGAACAAGCAAAGGAAGUACAUCGAGCAACCGAAAUCUGUGCUGGAUAACGCCAACAGUAGUCCAAGCCCUCCAACUUCUACUUCAACGCUGUCUUCUUCCCUGGGUGGCGGUGGCGAUGGUGAAUUGGCGGCGGAGGUGGUUUCCGGGAAUCCAUGUAUAAAAUGGUCACCGCCGGAAAAUCAAGAAACUAACAGCUCAAAUGUGGGAGUUUUUGAGAACCACCAACUGUUAUCGGAACAGUCUCUGGAUAUCAACGGCGUAAAAUGUGGUGAAAUGGAGGAUUGGGAGAGCGUGCUGUCGGAAUCCGGCCAAGAACAGUCUAUUCUCCGGUGGAUCAUGGAUGAGGUUGAAGACCCAUCAAUGGGUCUAAACAAAAUGCUAAACGGUGGUGGUGGUACGGCGGAUGGUGAACUCACCGUCACCGGCGGGUUUGGUGUUUUUGAUCAAGCUUAUCCAGGGUUUGAUUCGAACAACCCAAUUGGUCAAAUUGGUAAUUUCCACCAGUUUCAAAAAUUCGCUCAUGAGAAAAUUGAGUUAUCUGCAAACCCUCAAACGCCGCCACCGGCGGCACCCGCCAAGUUCGCCGACCACCACCUUCAUAAGAAACUUUCAGACCCUCAAUACGCAAUUUUUUCGCAAUUAAACCCAUCCCAAAUACCCUCAUUGAACGUAAAACCUCAAACUUUAAUCAACGCAUCUCAAUCCGAUAAAAAUUCUACUCCUUUUCUACAAUUAGAACAUCAAACCCUAAUUCCAUCACAACACAAAAGGUACAACACAGGAAGCACAGCAUCCAACUUCCCAACACCAAACCCUUUUCAAUUCCUUCAACAUAAACCUUCGUCAAUCAAGAAAAUAUUCGCCAUUGAUGAACCAGAUAACCAUCAUCAUCAAGGGAUCAUCGAUCAGCUUUUCAAAGCGGCAGACAUGAUCCAAUCCGGGAACAAUCCGAUACUCGCUCAAUCGAUAUUGGCGCGGCUCAAUCAGCUUUCUCCAAUCGGUAAGCCUUUCGAACGGGCUGCCUUUUAUUUCAAGGAAGCUCUUCAAUUACUACUCCAUUCAAUCAUCAACAAUAUGAACCCAAUUUCUUCACCAUUUAGUUUCAUCCACAAAAUCGGUGCUUACAAAGCAUUCUCGGAAGUUUCGCCAUUCGUUCAAUUCACCAAUUUUACGUGCAACCAAUCAAUUCUCGAAGCCCUAGACGGAUUCAAUCAGAUACGUAUCAUCGAUUUCAAUAUUGGGUAUGGUGAUCAAUGUGCAUCAUUCAUGCAAGAACUCGCGCUCAAACGCAAUAACAAUCUUGUCCCCUCGUUAAAAAUCACCGCUUUCGCAUCACCCAUGAAUGACCAUUUUGAACUCAGCAUAACCAGGGACAAUUUGGUCAAUUUCGCUAAAGAAAUCAACAUCGAUUUUGAAUUUGAAAUAGUCAACCUUGAUGUUCUUUUUUUAACUUUUCGUGUAUCUGAUAAAGAAGCAAUCGCCGUGAAUCUUUCUCCAAGUUCCCAAAUCCCGUUUCCGUUAGUUCUUCGUUUUGUAAAAAAUCUUUCUCCAAAAAUCGUUGUUUCUGUCGAUCGAGGGUGUGAAAGGACGGAUUUACCCUUUCCAAACCAUCUAAUCUACGCCCUACAAUCUUUUUCAAACCUAAUUGAGACUCUCGAUGCUGUUAACAUGAAUGUAGACACGCUACAAAAGAUCGAACUAUUCAUGAUCCAACCGAGCAUCGAAAAAAUUGUAACGGGUCGUUAUUCUUUCCCGGAAACGACUCAAAAUUUGAGGGGGCAAUUUUUAUCGGCUGGAUUUUUACCAAUAAGUUUUAGUAAUUUUACGGAAAAUCAAGCGUUGUAUGUGAUCAAAAGGGCGUUUUUGGGAUUUCACAUUGAGAAGCGGCACUCGGAGCUCGUUCUUUGUUGGCAACGUCGGGAGAUCGUUUCGGUUUCGGCUUGGAGAUGCUGA
Lactuca virosa is the source of this 2085-nucleotide messenger RNA. Lineage: Eukaryota; Viridiplantae; Streptophyta; Magnoliopsida; Asterales; Asteraceae. The record is from the annotation of a GenBank genome assembly.